AUGGAUUCUGAUUUUGUUGUCUCUUUACAAGUUAUUAAGGAGUUGUUUGGAUAUGGUUUGCCUCUAUGUAAACUAUUACAAAAAGUUGAACUUGAUUUAAAAGAAGCUGUGGACUUAGCUGAAGUGACUGUGACAAGUAUUCAAUGUUUACGUGAUAACAUAGAACAAGAGUUCAAUAAAAUGUUCAGAGAAGCUGAGAAAAUGGCUGAUGUGGUUGGCGUGAGUAUUUCAAUUAAACGUCAGAAUAAAAUUAACAAAAAUCGGCCCAACCUCUGCAUUGAUAAUAUUACACCAGAAAAAUAUUAUCGUAUAACAAUAGCCAUACCAUUUAUUGAUUCUUUUAUAGAACAAUUAAAUGAAAGGUUUUUGAAGCACAAAAAUAUAUUAAAAGGAUUUGGGUGUUUAUUUUCUAAGCCCUUUACUGAAGAGUUUGACAAACUGGUUCAGUAUUACCUAGAUACCGAUCUACAAAUUGUUACAGCCGAAUUACUACUAUGGCACACUAAAUUGGAGAGAAAUAAAGAAGAACCGAAAAAUGCAUUAGAGGCGUUAAGACUGUGUAACAAUGAAAUAUUUCCUAAUAUCCAUCGCCUGAUUAAAAUUCUGUGUACUAUACCAGUAUCUACAGCAACGCCAGAGAGGACUUUUUCUUGUCUUAAAAGACUUAAAAACUAUUUACGUAGUACAAUGACAGAGACCCGUCUUAAUGGACUCACAAUGUUGGCAAUUCAUGGGGAUGUGCCACUAACAGCUGAGGGAGUGGUGGACGAUCUGGCAAAAAAGCCAAGGAAAUUAGACUUUAUAUUAUAA
This is a messenger RNA of Metopolophium dirhodum (rose-grain aphid), 810 nucleotides long. Its product is annotated as 52 kDa repressor of the inhibitor of the protein kinase-like. Gene Ontology annotation, molecular function: protein dimerization activity. Lineage: Eukaryota; Metazoa; Arthropoda; Insecta; Hemiptera; Aphididae. Bases 1 to 810 code for a protein of 269 amino acids. The record is from RefSeq and is a predicted model, not a curated record. The transcript is spliced from 5 exons.